UUAAAUUAAUACGGCGGAUCGAGAAGUGAGCACAGCUUUGCAUGUGGGAAACAUUAAACUAUGAGAAAGCAAAAUUCAAAAGACUCGGGCGUCCCGACUCUGAUUCAACUCCCAUCUUCCUCCCCAAAGCUGUAAAUCAUUUAUUCACGACUUUCGAACCUCUCAACUCUCCCAUCCGUAGGCGUAGCAGUCAUGUCUCCCUCACCCCUCCCCCACCCCUUCCCUUUAUCGUACGACGCUGCCCACCCACCUCAGUAAUCAUGGGCUUCCUCUCCUGCAAUGCUGAAUCUGCAGCCGCCACCUGUGAUUCCCACUACUGGGACCUCAAGAAGAAGGCUUCCAAGUCCAACAGAACCAGAAGAAGAACUCAUAAUGUGCAUAAGCUCGUAGACAUCAGAAAGUUUCAGUUUUCCGAGCUCCUCGCAGCCACCGGCGGCUUCUCCGCAGACUGCUUCUUGGGCAAAGGCAGCCAUGGCAGCGUCUACAAAGCUAUCCUCGACGACGGCAAGCUUAUCGCCGCCGUCAAGAGAACAAAGUUCUCCAAGCCUCAUGUCACCAACCUCCGCAACCACUCCGCCAACUGUACCGGUUGUGCUAACUGUACAAGCCCCGCAGAGAACGAGAUCGAAAUUCUCUCACGGGUUCGGAAUCCUCGCCGCUUCGUCAACCUCAUUGGAUUUUGCACCGAUUCCAACGGCAGUCAGUUAAUUGUCGUUGAGUAUAUGCUCAACGGUUCUCUCUACGACGCCCUGCACUGCACCACCAGACCGCCGGGUUGGAGCCGGCGGGUCCGUUUCGCUCUGCAGGUGGCAAAAGCUGUGCUGGCGCUUCACUCUUCUAAUCCCCCGGUGAUCCACCGGGACAUAAAGUCGUCCAACGUUCUGAUCGACGAGAAGGGGAAGGCGAGGCUGGGCGAUUUCGGGCUGGCACUGAGGGGACACGUAGAGGACGUUCGUGUGAAAUGCACGCCACCGGCUGGGACGAUGGGGUACCUGGACCCGUGCUACCUGGCGCCGGGGGAUGUGAGCGCGAAGAGCGACGUGUUCAGCUUUGGGAUCCUGCUGCUGGAGAUAAUCAGCGGCAGGAACGCCAUCGAUUUGAAUUACAGCCCGCCCUCCGUGGUGGACUGGGCCGUGCCGUUGAUAAAGCGCGGGGAAUUCCUCGGAAUCUGUGACCGGCGAAUCGGGAGGCCAUCAGACAAGGCGAUUAUAAGGCAGCUGGGAACGUUGGCGGCGAAGUGCGUGAGGUCGACGGCGGAGAAGAGACCGUCGAUGUCGGAGGCAGUGGAGUGGCUGGAACAGGUGAGGAAGAGGGUUGAGGCGACCCCCAUAUGGAGGGGUCUGAGGCGGCGAGAGGAGAAUAACGCGGAAUUGGGCGAAAGGAGGGAGGAAGCGGGAAGAAUAGUGAGAGGGGGAAGCAGAAGGAACGGGAAAGUGUCGAGCGUGGGGGGUGCGGAGCAGGAGAAUGAGACGAGUGAAGCUAGCAAUGGAGUGUCCAGGUCGAGAUCAAUGCCAACCGGGAAUGUGGGUGGGAUCGUGAGGAGGCUCAACAGGUCAAGGUCGAUGUCCGUGGAGGGUUUGGCGAAGUUCAAUUCACGUGCAGAUUUACACGAGACGCAAGACCUUCAAAACCACAUUAACAACCAAGCAGCUUGUUAAUUAUUAAUGAUAUCCUAUUAAUCCUCCAGAUUAUUAGGCGCCGGAUAUAGUAUAAACGUGGAGUUAUCAUAUUUUCCCGUCUAUUUGUUGGGCAUCAUUUAUACUGAUCUGGCAGUGUGUCGGAACACAUACACCAUGAUUAUUCAAUUGUACGUGCGUACCUUUGGUUUG
Molecule: messenger RNA, 1829 nt
Organism: Neltuma alba
Lineage: Eukaryota; Viridiplantae; Streptophyta; Magnoliopsida; Fabales; Fabaceae
Product: serine/threonine-protein kinase-like protein At1g28390
Exons: 1
Coding region: 42-1658 (538 amino acids)
Biological process (GO): protein phosphorylation
Molecular function (GO): ATP binding; protein kinase activity
Source: RefSeq, a predicted model, not a curated record